Molecule: messenger RNA, 2607 nt
Organism: Leptomonas pyrrhocoris
Lineage: Eukaryota; Euglenozoa; Kinetoplastea; Trypanosomatida; Trypanosomatidae
Exons: 1
Coding region: 79-2607 (842 amino acids)
Source: RefSeq, a predicted model, not a curated record
GCGCUGGCUGCUCGUCAUCAGCUACGCAAUUCAUAUUAUUAUUAUUAGCGCCCCCUAUUUCCUUCCUCCGCUUGAGUAAUGUCAACCGAGGUGCCAGAUCACCUCGCUGUGCCACCGUCGUGGGUGCACGUGGAUCUGCAGAAGCUGCGCACCCGGCUGGAGAUACACAACACUGCAGAGCGCCUCAAUCAGCUGAAGCUCUAUCAGGGCGCCAUCGCCUCGCAGGUGUCAGACUUGGAGAAGUCUACGACGAAGCGUCAGCGGCGGCUGGAGCGGCUGACGAUGGAGUUACAAGAGCUUACGACUGAGCAAGAUGCGGAGCUCGGCCUGCAUGACAGAGGCCGUCGUGUCCUCGACGGCACGAGAAAUCAGGUCUACUACCAGAAAGGCACCAGCAGAAACUAUCUCGUGCCAUGCUCGUCGUCUUCACCUGCUGCAGAUCCGCUCGAGUCACCGUGCCCGCUGUCGUUGUACGGAUUCUCUGUUUUCUACAACUGUGUAGGAGACUGCGCACGGCCUCAGGAGGACAGCGUUGCCGCAUUUCUCAAGCUUUGUGCGCCGCUCUUCCAGUGGAGCGCUGAGGAGCUUCUCGUGAAGCCUCCGUUCUUCUUUGAUGAGCCGUGCUUGCUGGAGUGUAGCGCCGAGGAGGCAGCAGCGAUGUCUUCUUCUUCCCAUUCUCCUUCACCGUCCUCGCUCACCAUGAAGGACCCGCCCUUACCGACGGAGUGUCGCAAUGCCGCAUGCGCCUAUUGGCACCGUGACCAACUCGCGCACAUGCGGGUCAUCGUUCAGUUCUGUGUAGCGGCCCUGCGCGGGAUGUGCGUGAAGGAUGAACGCCUGUGCUGCGUGCGCCGCCUCACCUCACGGCUGUCCCGCCAGGCCCAUGAGGCGGAGUCCGUGUCCGUCGUGUGUGCGCUGGUCUGUGAGGUGCUGCAGACUUUGAUAGGGCUGGGGCUUCACGUUCACCUCGUGAAGGGAGGAGAACUCGCACCGGCCAUGGGGGCCCCGGCCGUAAACGCGGCGGACGUGGAGCACACGGGGCCGCCACGUGGUGAUCUGAUGUGCGAUGUGGUGGAGAAGCAGCGGUGGUCGGAGCUGAUGCGGCGCCACGCACAGUCGCCCUCCGCAUUGAUGUCGUCGAUGGCGGCAGAGUUGUUCCAGGUGCACUGCGAUGCCCUGUCCUGGCGGUGCCUGCUGGCAUGUGUGCCCGACGCGGCGCAGCGGCAGUGGCUGGCCCGGCAGGGCAUUCAGCUCUUUCCCAGCUGCCCUCAACUGCACUUGGAAUACGUUCUGAGCUCCAUGAAGUCUGCUGCAACGCUUGAGCAGGUAAUGGAGGCCGGCCAAUCGUCGUGCCGCACCCUCUCUGCGCAGGCAGCGGCGGCCGUCGUCGCCGGGCUGGACCUCGGUCAGUACGGCACCACCGUCGCGCGUCACGUCGGCUACAUCAUCACGGUGGUCUUCGUGCACUGCGCCAAGACGGACGCAGGAGCCGCACUGCUUUUCCUCCAGCCUUUUCUUUCCACCGAUGCAGAGGCCGCGCUGGCGGUGCUGUUGUCCCCCAUUGCGCGGCAAAACUUAGCGAUCAUGUCCGUCGCCCUCCGCCGAGCCGGUCACCUCCGCGGAGUGGAGCAUCUUCCGCUGGCGGCGGUGUCUGAGCAGGUGAUGGAGCUGGCCAGCCCCGACGGCGCCAAUCCAACUGAAAACGGCCGAGACGUCAUCUACGCUUCGCUUAAGCUGAUCAACGCCUACAGGCGCGAUCACUUCGAACUGCAGCUCACCACCGCGUGCGCGGGUGCGUUGCAGCUCAGUCUGCUGCGCACCUUCUCGCAUCGACUCUCCUAUUUGGAGCGUGUGGCGGAGAAGACGGUGCCACAGUCCGCGCUGAGUCAAGGCGUGAUUUACUGCGCCUACGUGAGCACCAUCGCGCAGCAGCAGUCCGUGCCGGCGGCGGUGCAGGUGGCGGAGUCGCUCGCCGCUGCCGAGGGAGCCACCUGCUUCUUGAAUCUGCUCCUCCUUUCGCAGAUGCGCACGUGGGGCUGCACCUCUCAGUUGAGCGCGGCUCAGGCCGUGGCGCAGCUGUGUGCAUCCGAGCAGCUGCCUGCAGAAACGCUGGACAGUGCGGAGCGCGUGCGCGAGGCGGCGGCGAAGCGUACAGACGUGUCCGCAGUGGAGUGGGUUGCCGCCUACGCGUUGCACAUGCGCUGCGGAGAGGCAGCCGCGACAACCGUGGAGGAACAAUGGACGGCCAUGCAGCACUUCCCGAUGGAGGUGCUGGCGCAGGACACGAUGGCUGCCGGCCUUUAUUUUUCUCUCGUGUUGCAGCUCAGCGGUGCGUGCCGAAACGCGGCCAAAUUCUACGCCACCGUGCACCGCUGCCUGGGCUUCUUUCUGGGGGUGCACACGCACACCUGGAGCCCGCUGGACGACGCGUACGCGGAAUUGGUGGGCCUCCCGCACUACGUGACUUUGCUCGUUUACGAAGAUGUGCCGUUGCUGCUGGGAUCUGCAGCGAAGGAAACGUACGAGUGGCGCUGCCUUGUGUUGGCGGCUGCAACGGAGCUGGGCGUGGUGCACCCACUGUUGAUGGCAGACGCGUCCACUGCAUAG